This is a messenger RNA of Caenorhabditis auriculariae, 462 nucleotides long. Lineage: Eukaryota; Metazoa; Nematoda; Chromadorea; Rhabditida; Rhabditidae. The record is from the annotation of a GenBank genome assembly.
AUGAAGAGGUUGUCUAGAAACUUUUUUUGGUCACUAGAAAGCUUGAAAAUCUAGUUAAAGACACGAUUUUUUGGUUUUUUUUUUCACUUCUGAUCAAUUUCCUGAUGACAAAGAAAGCACGGAGAGGAUCAAAACUGGGUUUUGGUCCCUUUGAAGGUGUAAAAAUAUUAAAAGAGCGUCUGCUGGAGGUGAAGAAAAGACGACGUCUCCGCGGAGAUCGAUGCGCAGCCGCGGCCCAAGCUGCUCGCCUGGGACCUCCGCUCUCUCGACCAGGCAGAAGCUGGCCUGGAGCCUCUUCUCCCUCUCCCUUGCAAUUUCUUUAUCGGCUCCCACUCGCGUUGCCGAAUCAAGAUUAAUCGUAGAACCGGUCUCUACUGGCUCCGGGACCAAACAGUCCAAGACACUCUAGGCGUCACUUCUAUCAAAUCACUCAUCAACGUCCACUCGACCCCUCAAACUUGA